This is a messenger RNA of Sitophilus oryzae (rice weevil), 1852 nucleotides long. RefSeq lists its product as uncharacterized. Gene Ontology annotation, cellular component: extracellular region. Gene Ontology annotation, molecular function: Toll binding; growth factor activity. The record is from RefSeq and is a predicted model, not a curated record. The transcript is spliced from 6 exons. Bases 256 to 1521 code for a protein of 421 amino acids. Gene Ontology annotation, biological process: innate immune response; regulation of Toll signaling pathway; central nervous system formation. NCBI's taxonomy places the organism in Eukaryota, Metazoa, Arthropoda, Insecta, Coleoptera, Curculionidae.
AAAAAUAGGCCAAAUAAUACCGCAAAAAAUAUAUUAAACAAGGUACGACUUCGAAAAUCCGUCUUGGCGAUGGAGGUAUGCAAAUCCCGUUAGAUGGUCACAUCGAACCGCGGCAACCCAGUACGACCACCGUCAGGAAAACAGUUCUUCGCAGCGGGUACCACCAAACAGGUGAAAUUUACCGUGUUCAGUGACUCUAUUUUUAACUUUUCGAUUUUGUUUUGCGAUACCUAUUAGCGCAAUUAUUGGUGAAACAUGAAGAUUUGGUUGACAGUUAUUGCGAUUAUCUGCAUCUACACAACACAGACAGCCUCCUACGACAACCGAAUAGAUGACGAACAUCCCCCUGAAGGGUACUAUGCUUUUGUCAAAGCCCCCAAUGCAGUUCCUCCGGAAGUACGACCUCCGCCGUACAGUUUCCCCAGCGUGGACUGCAUGGAGGACCGGGGUGGAGGUCCUCAAGCCUCCGUGUUUAAUUUGUGUGGAGACUUGAACAAGGGAAGCAUCCCUAGGAACCCUAUGGGUCAAAAUGUUUUGGGUGCGAGAUAUCCAUUCGCCUUAAUAAGGAACAUGACCUUAAAGUACCUGAGAAAGACACUGCCCAUUCUGAGAGCAGAUGAGACUCUCCCCAUAAUCACUCAAGUUGAACAGCAACCACAAGAGGAUGGAAUAGCACAAAACUCUCUCAAUCCAUACGAAAUCAACGACAGAAACUACAGAGCGAAACGCGCAACACCCUUCCAAAACAACACCAGCUCCACCACUUCAACAGGGAACCAAACAGAGACAGAAUCCUCACCCGCAAGCCAUUCGUCAAAUUCAUCAACUUCUUCAACAUCUUCAGAUCGAAAAGCGCGGAAAUUCUGCGAUCAAGGUGGAAUUUUCUGCUCUCUGUACAAGGUGAUUAAUGGAGACAGUGAUUCUUCAAAGUCCGGACCUGCUCAGCUGCCUUUGGAAAGAAGGGAUGAUAACGUAGCGAAGUACGAUGGGCCUCCCACCCCUUGCCCAGCAAAGGUUGAAUAUGCCACGCCUGUGUUCGCCAAGAACUACCAAGGGAUUUGGAGAUACGUGGUGCAGAUACCUUACGAAGGGUACUUUACUCAAACUGUUGAAGUUACAAGAUGCGUACAAUCAAGAUGUCACUACUUGGACGGUGGCUGUCUGUCGUCUCCUCGCUGGUCCAGUCUUCUGGUAGCAGAAAUUAACUAUCCAGACACCGUUUUGAGCGCCAACGACAUCAAGAACGUCCAAAGAAACCCAUUGUCCAGCUCUCAAGCACCACCAUUCCAAGAUUUCCAAGAUUACCACCAAUACCUUCAGAAAAGAACAGGCCUUCAACCUAAUCAGCCUGAAACGUCAUCAACCAAUAAGCCUACUUAUUGUGACGGGGUUGACGCUCUUGGGUGCUUCCAAGUCAGACUGUAUUACGAUUGGUUCCUUAUCCCUGGUUCAUGUAAAUGCUGGAGGCCAGACUAUUUUAAUAAGUACGUUAGAAGAAAAUCGCCGUCUGGAGAUCUUUAAAAAUUAAAACUUAGUAGUACUAAAACAGAUUUUGGUGUGUUGUGAUUUGGAUUUUUUAAUUUAUAUACUUUGAUUCGAGGAACUCGAACGCUUUAAUAACGAAUUUAUUUUAUGAUGGUUCCUCUGGAUCGAUGUGGAAAAUAUAAGACUACACUGCUUGACUAGAGAAAAUUAGAUUUAUUAGCAGCAGAAAAAUCUACUUUUCUUUUUAUUGCAGUAUAAUUUUUUUAAUCGAAAAUAGUAUUAAUUAAAUAGUUAGUAAAUGUAAUGUUAAGGAAGAUACUACCUUUAUAUUGUAUUUUGUUAAUUAUUUUAUAAAUAAAACGUUUUA